This is a messenger RNA of Orbicella faveolata, 1896 nucleotides long. Its product is annotated as E3 ubiquitin-protein ligase RNF185-like. Gene Ontology annotation, biological process: ubiquitin-dependent protein catabolic process. Gene Ontology annotation, molecular function: metal ion binding; ubiquitin protein ligase activity. Lineage: Eukaryota; Metazoa; Cnidaria; Anthozoa; Scleractinia; Merulinidae. The record is from RefSeq and is a predicted model, not a curated record. Gene Ontology annotation, cellular component: endoplasmic reticulum.
GACAACAUUGAAACAGAAAGCAUAAGAUGGCGACUUCUGAUAGAGAUGUUAAUGAACGAACCUCGACAGCUGGAGCGUCAAAUAACGAACAAGCAAAUGCGAACGCUAACUUUGAAUGUAAUAUUUGUCUUGACACUGCUAAGGACGCGGUCAUUAGUUUCUGUGGGCACUUAUUUUGCUGGCCCUGUCUUCACAAGUGGUUAGAAACUCGACCAAAUAAAUCAGUCUGCCCAGUCUGUAAAGCUGGUAUCAGUAAAGAUAAAGUAAUCCCACUGUAUGGAAGAGGAAGCACAAAUCAGGAAGAUCCUAGGGAAAAAAUGCCACCAAGACCUCAGGGAAGACGACCUGAACCAGAGAAUAAUGGAGGCUUCCCAGGAUUUGGUGGUUUUGGAGAUGGAUUUCAGCUUUCUUUUGGUAUUGGUGCAUUCCCAUUUGCCUUCUUUUCAACGACAUUUGGUGGCCAAGGACAGACAGCAGCACCUGCUGGAUCGCCACAAGCUGAAGAUGAACAGUUUCUGUCCAAGCUCUUUCUUUGGGUUGCAUUCUUGUUUAUGUUUUGGCUUCUUAUUGCAUGAUUUACUUAUUUAAUACACCUAUAAUACCAUGAAGAUGAGCUGUAGAAAAAUUUUAUACAGAAAAAGGAUUAGACUAUUGGUAGUCCCUCUUUUGCUUAGUCCAUCUUGCGAGGCCGUAAGUAAACUGCCAGGAAAAAAUGGCCACUACGCUUCUCGCCCCAGGAUUUCAUGCAGCCAUUUUUUUCGACAAGUGAUUUUCUUUUGUGUCACGCAUGAUGGACAAGCAAAAGAGGGACUACUUGAAGUCUAAAAAAGGAUACCAAACUAUAAUAUUAAUGGUUGAAAUUACCUUACUUAUAGAGCCAGAAAAUUUGUUGAAUAGCACAAACAGCUCUAAUUUCACGUCUAGUCAUGUCACAUGUUUGAAGGCUACAGAUGUAUAGGACUACUAAUAAAAGGGUCAUUAAUCUUGUUUUGUAUAGAAGUUAAAAAAGAAGAGAUAAGGUGCACAAUUUUCUGCCCAUUUUGUACCUACCAACUGGCCACAAGUUUUCAGUUCAGGGACCAAGUGCUGUGUUGGUGAUAAGAUGUUCAUCAUAUUGUGUGAUAUUUCUUUUCCAACAAUUGUUGUUCUAAACUCAUGCAAAAUCUGAUUUGGAUCUUAUCAUUAUUUCACUGACCUUCACCUUUACCAUCUGAUUAUUUCAUUUCUAGUAAGUGCUAUUUUGUUACUUGCACUACAAAUAAUAUUUUUGUCCAGAAGUCGGAUGAAAGAUAAUUUGCAUUACAUAGCAACAUCCCCGAGCAAGAAAACAGUGAGCUCAAUAAGUUGUCAGAGAUUGAAAAGAAGUUUGUUAUAUGGCAUCUUAUCCAGUAGUUUGUUUGGAUACACAACAAAAGUACAGGAAGAGUUGAAUUACGUCAUAGUUGAACUACCUUAUUAGAUGAAAUUUUCGCGACACGUUAAUUUCGUGAAUUUCGCGAUUUAAAAAAAAUCGCGAAAUGAAAGUGACGCGAACAACAAGUGUCACGAACAUAACAUGACGCGAGAAUUAAGUUACUGUUAACAUAUAGUCCAGCCGUUGCUUUUGUGUUACUGUUGACGUUAUUGUACAUUUGAUAAAGUUGGUUUACUAAUUUAAAGGACGUGUAAGUAACACUGCCAAGGAAAUAAAUUGUGUAUUACUCGAAAACGCGAAGUUAAAGUGUUUCAAAAUACAUAAUUUUCGCAAAAUUGCGGAAUUUAAGUGUCGCAAAAUAUGCGCACCUCAAAAUCGCAAAAUAAAUGUGUUGCUUAAGUUUCAUGUAAUAAGAAGUCUAAUUGUUAGAGGAAAAAAACGUCGAAGGAAAUAGAAUUAAAUAGACCAUAACCAGUAAAAAA